AAUUAUAGUUGUCGCUGCAGAGGACACUUCGUUCAGGACCUGCAGCUCUGUAGAGACACACGGAGCAGACAAUUAUCGAUCUGUGUGAGGAGAAAACAGGAGAAAGUGUUCAGCAUUACUGGCAGGUGAAGCGAGGUUGAGUCUCAGUCCUGUCCAGGAUGAGACGUGUCCGGGUUUGUGUGGUGGGAGCAGGCGUGAUCGGCUUCUCCACCGCUGUCUGCGUCGCCGAGGCUCUUCCCUUCUGCUCCGUCACGCUGCUGGCUGACAAGUUCAGUCCGGACACCACCAGCGAUGGAGCUGCCGGGAUCCUGUUUGCUGCAAAGUUUCCAGAUAUUCCUUUGGAAAGGCAAAAACGCUGGUUCAAGGACAGCUUUGAUCACCUGUUGGACAUUGCUCAAUCCCAACACUCACCUGAAGCUGGAGUCAUGCUGAGCUCUGGCUGGCAAAUCUUCAAGGAGGUUCCAGCCGAUAAGAAGCCCUUCUGGGCAGAUUCUGUGAUCGGCUUUCGAUUCAUGACGGAGGGGGAACUGAAGAGGUUUCCAGAUCACAAGUUCGGCCAGGCGUUCACCACCAUAAAAUGUGAAUGUUCCAGCUACCUGCCGUGGCUCGAGAAGAGGUUCAGAGAAGCUGGAGGCAGCGUGGAGCAGAGGAAGGUCGACAGUCUUCAGGAACUGGGCAGCAGCUAUGACAUCAUCGUCAACUGCUCCGGCCUGGGCUCCAAAACGCUGGUGCACGACAACCAGGUGUACCCGGUCAGAGGCCAGGUCCUCAAGGUGGAGGCCCCCUGGCUGCAGCACUUCAUCAGAGAUGGAGACGGUAAGACCUACAUCUACCCCGGCAUCCACAGCGUCACUGUGGGCGGCACGAGGCAGGAGCAGGACUGGAGACUACAGGUGGACGACGGAGACACCAGGAGCAUCCUGGAGCGCUGCAGCAGGCUGGAGCCGUCGCUCAGCAAAGCCAGAGUUCUCAGCAAGUGGGUCGGUCUGAGGCCGAGCAGGAGGAACCCGAGGGUGGAGAGGGAGCUGGUGAAGCUGCAGGGUCGCAGGGUGCCCGUGGUCCACAACUACGGUCACGGAGGCUGGGGAGUCACCCUCGCCUGGGGCUCGGCUCUGGACGCACUGGGGCUGGUCAGGCAGUGCCUUGAUGAAAUGCGGCUACAGGCUAAACUAUGAGUAAACUACUCCAAGAUAACACUGAAUCAUAAUACAGACAGGCAGAGUUAAACCACUGACAGACAACUAAUCAAAACUCAGUGAAACUAUGAAGGAUUUGCACCAGAUUUUACAUUUAACACAGUUUAUGAGAGGAAAUGAUUAAUAUGAAAAAUGCAAAGAUAACAGUGAUGAUUUACUGGAACUCGUGAAGAGAGAAUGCUGCUCUUUAAUUUCUACUUUGUGCCAAUAACAGCUGCCUUUAACUACAGAGAAGAUCAACUCACUUCAAACAGACCUCAGUUUAUUUUUGUCAACAGUGAUUAAAAGCUGUGUGAGCAUUUUUUUUACAAUGUAUAUAGAAAAGAAAGCUUUAUUAAUUAAAUUAAAAAACAGGAAAAUACUGUACACAACUCACUGAUAUGAAAUAAACAAUUUGAAAGAGGAA
This is a messenger RNA of Acanthopagrus latus (yellowfin seabream), 1602 nucleotides long. It is a transcript of the gene ddo, whose product is annotated as D-aspartate oxidase. The record is from RefSeq and is a predicted model, not a curated record. The coding region runs from base 159 to 1175 and encodes 338 amino acids. The transcript has 5 exons. Gene Ontology annotation, molecular function: FAD binding; D-amino-acid oxidase activity. Lineage: Eukaryota; Metazoa; Chordata; Actinopteri; Spariformes; Sparidae.